Manis javanica (Malayan pangolin) is the source of this 3056-nucleotide messenger RNA. RefSeq names its product potassium voltage-gated channel modifier subfamily S member 3 (gene KCNS3). Gene Ontology annotation, molecular function: protein binding; voltage-gated potassium channel activity. NCBI's taxonomy places the organism in Eukaryota, Metazoa, Chordata, Mammalia, Pholidota, Manidae. Gene Ontology annotation, biological process: protein homooligomerization; potassium ion transmembrane transport; action potential. The record is from RefSeq and is a predicted model, not a curated record. Gene Ontology annotation, cellular component: membrane; voltage-gated potassium channel complex.
CGGGCGGGAUAAACGGACAGACCCAGGCGGGCCGCACGGCUCUCCUCGCCGCCGCUGCGGCGGGCGCGGGGCUGCGCGGCGAGGCCUGAUCCCUGCAGCGCGGGCGGGCGGCGUCGCAUAGGGGAGCGAGCCCGAAGCGCUCCGACUCCUGCAGUUCCCAGGAGAAUGCCUGCCAUGAACAGAUGUGAGCAACGUAACAGCAGAAGCUUAUGAUUCCUGCAGGUGCCACAGGCGCACGUCGGCAGAGGUCCCAUCCAAAUCUGUGACAGUGAUUUUUGCGAUUGCUUUGGCCGGUACAACCACAGGACAGGAUCCUUCCCCUCUUUCUGGCCACUAGAUGCCUACGUGCACCACAUGCUGCAGUGAGGGGAGAAGGGUGGAGCUUCUCGGAUGACCAUGGAUGUUCCACUGGGCAGGAUGUGGGCAGAGUGUGUGACAGCAACACCACGAGGACUUGACGGAAUGCAUGGACCUCAUCACGGGCUCUCUGUCACUGACGUGGAGUGAAUAAAAAGCCAGGAGGCCAGAGCAGGGGGAGUACUGUUAUAGACGGGAAGAGUAUUCUUGAGAGAAGUGACUGCAGAACCACUGGGCUAUUGUUGCACACCCUCUGAUUGGAGACCGACUAGUGCAGGUGUAUCAGGUACACAAUGGAGGCAGACCCUGGCUUUCUAUCAUUGUGGCUUUUUAGAAUAGCCCAGGAGACGAAAAGAAGCCACCAGAAGAUAACGUCCAUUAGAGUCUUCAUGCCAGCUUAGCUGAAACUGGCUCCUUGGAACAUUUUACUGCUGUACUUGCCGUGAGUGAAGCCUGCUUCCAGAGAUCUGAAGUUCCAUAAAUAUUUGGACCAAGCAUGAGCUCUGAUUUAGGCUCUUCAAAAAAGGCGUCUAACAAAGAUAGAAAGCAGAGGUGGAAAAAAGUCUUUUGAAGAGGUCAGCAAAUCUAUGAAAUAACACAUCAAGCCCUUUGGUUUCAUGGGAAUACACUCAGUGUUCUCUCUUGAGAGCAAAUGACAUGCGUUCGUUAUGACUGCAGGCUCCUGCCCUGGGUAUCGUGUGAAACUUGUCUCCCUUCCCAGCCAGCUCUCGGCCCCCUCUAUCCACCAUGGUGUUUGGUGAGUUUUUCCACCGCCCUGGACAAGACGAGGAACUUGUCAACUUGAACGUGGGGGGUUUUAAGCAGUCCGUCGACCAAAGCACCCUCCUGCGGUUUCCCCACACCAGGCUCGGAAAGCUGCUCGCCUGCCACUCGGAGGAGGCCAUCCUGGAGCUGUGCGACGACUACAGUGUGGCCGACAGAGAGUACUAUUUCGAUCGGAACCCCUCCUUGUUCAGAUAUGUUUUGAACUUUUAUUACACGGGAAAGCUGCACGUCAUGGAGGAGCUGUGCGUGUUCUCCUUCUGCCAGGAGAUCGAGUACUGGGGCAUCAACGAGCUCUUCCUCGACUCCUGCUGCAGCAAUCGCUACCAGGAGCGCAAGGAGGAAAGCCACGAGAAGGACUGGGACCAGAAAAGCAACGAUGUGAGUACGGACUCCUCCUUCGAGGAGUCGUCUCUGUUUGAGAAGGAGCUGGAGAAGUUUGACAAGUUGCCAUUCGGUCAGCUCCGGAAGAAGAUCUGGAUUCGAAUGGAAAACCCAGCCUGCUGCCUGUCUGCCAAGCUCAUUGCCAUCUCCUCCUUGAGCGUGGUGCUGGCCUCCAUUGUGGCCAUGUGUGUCCACAGUAUGUCGGAGUUCCAGAACGAGGACGGGGAAGUGGAUGACCCUGUGCUAGAGGGUGUGGAGAUCGCGUGCAUCGCUUGGUUCACCGGGGAGCUGGCCAUCCGGCUGGUGGCCGCUCCCUGUCAAAAGAAAUUCUGGAAAAACCCUCUGAACAUAAUCGACUUUGUCUCCAUUAUUCCCUUCUAUGCUACGUUGGCUGUAGACACCAAGGAGGAAGAGAGUGAAGACAUUGAGAACAUGGGCAAGGUGGUCCAGAUCCUCAGGCUUAUGAGGAUUUUCCGCAUUCUCAAGCUUGCCCGGCACUCGGUUGGACUCCGGUCUCUAGGUGCCACACUGCGACACAGCUACCAUGAAGUUGGGCUGCUGCUUCUCUUCCUAUCCGUGGGCAUUUCCAUCUUUUCUGUGCUUAUCUACUCUGUGGAGAAAGAUGACAGCAUGUCCAGCCUCACCAGCAUCCCCAUCUGCUGGUGGUGGGCCACCAUCAGCAUGACGACUGUGGGCUAUGGAGACACCCACCCAGUCACCCUGGCCGGGAAGCUUAUCGCCAGCACGUGCAUCAUCUGUGGUAUCUUGGUGGUGGCCCUUCCCAUCACUAUUAUCUUCAACAAGUUUUCCAAGUACUACCAGAAGCAGAAGGACAUUGAUGUGGACCAGUGCAGCGAGGACCCACCGGAGAAGUGUCACGAGCUCCCUUACUUCAACAUUAGAGAUGUGUAUGCACAGCGGAUGCACGCCUUCAUUGCCAGUCUAUCUUCUGUGGGGAUUGUGGUGAGCGAUCCUGAUACCACUGACGCUUCGAGCAUUGAAGACAAUGAGGAUGUUUAUAACAUAGCAUCCCUGGAGAACUGCACAGCAAAAUGAGCAGGGACAUGCGUGCCUGUAUGUCAUGUCCCUUCCUGAUGUUAGGUUAACACAGCUUUACUAAACCUCAAAGGGUUUGUUAAAAAUCAUUUAAUUCUCAGGGUGGACCUUCAGCCAUAGUUGGACAUUCAUUGCUCCAAAAUGAUAGAAUUGUCUUUAUUUUUCUCAGUGAAUUAAAUGCCUUGUUCUGAAAUUUAUUUUUUAAAAGAGAGAGUUGUGAUAUGAUUUUGGAAAAAAAAAAAAAGAGGUAAAUGGUUCUGGGUGGGAUUUGUUGCCACGGCUUGUGUAUCAUUCUGUGUUUGUCAUUUUACUCACAUUGAGCUGACUAAAUUUUACCAACCAGUCGAAUCAGAGGCGCAGCUGACUGAAGACUACAUGCAUGUAAGAUCCACAAAAUGAGACAAUGCAUGUAAAUCCACGUUCUUGUUCUAGACAUGGAGAUUAGGAGCCUAAUAAACCGCCUAAUUCAGUUUGGA